This is a messenger RNA of Sorex fumeus (smoky shrew), 2661 nucleotides long. RefSeq names its product coiled-coil domain containing 62 (gene CCDC62). The transcript has 13 exons. The record is from RefSeq and is a predicted model, not a curated record. Lineage: Eukaryota; Metazoa; Chordata; Mammalia; Eulipotyphla; Soricidae. The coding region runs from base 199 to 2244 and encodes 681 amino acids.
CCCUGGGCGCCGCCGUAGGCCGGGCCGCACCGGCGCGUUGGCGCUGGGCCGGCGGUUUGGCGGGCGUGCUGGUUCCGGGCGGAGGGCGCGGGGCUCCGGGGCUCGGGGCGCGCCCCGCCGCUCCGGGCAGGCGCGCCUAUGGUGUUUCUCGGGUGACGCCGCCCACAGCGACUCUCUCCGGGGGCGGAGGAAACACCUAUGAACCCUUCGGCGACCUUCCUGGUCGGGCGCCCGAACAUCGGGUCAGAAGUUGAGGUUUCCACUAUUGAGAAACAACGAAAAGAGCUGCAGCUGCUCAUCGGGGAGUUAAAAGAUCGAGACAAAGAGCUCAAUGAUAUGGUUGCAGUGCAUCAGAGACAACUGCUUUCCUGGGAGGAGGAUCGGCAGAAAGUCUUAACUCUGGAGGAGCGGUGCAGCAAAUUAGAAGGUGAACUUCACAAAAGAACUGAUAUAAUCAGGUCACUCACCAAGAAGGUCAAAUCCCUGGAAUCGAAUCAGAUUGAAUGCCAAGCGGCUCUCCAGAAGACUCAGCUGCAGCUGCAGGAGAUGGCGCAGAAGGCGACCCACUCCUCUCUCCUCUCUGAAGACCUGGAGGCUAGAAACGAGAAUCUCAGCAACACGUUAGUGGAACUUUCUGCUCAAGUGGGACAACUGCAAGCUCGGGAACAGGCUCUCACCACGAUGAUUAAACUGAAGGACAAAGAUAUCAUUGAGGCAGUGAACCACAUCUCAGACUGUUCGGGUAAAUUUAAAUUGUUAGAGCAUGCCUUGCGGGAUGCUAAGAUGGUGGAGACGUGUAUCGCAAAAGAAAAGCAAGAUUAUAAGCAGAAAUUGAAGAUUCUUAAAGUGGAAGUCAGUAAACUAAAAGAUGACCUGAAUGAAAAAACAACAGAAAAUAAUGAACAACGAGAAGAGAUCAUUCGCCUCAAGCAAGAGAAAAGUUGUCUGCAGGAUGAACUGGUUUUCAGUGCAGAGAGAGAAAAAAGGAAAGAUGAGUUACUUGAUAUUGCCAAGUCAAAGCAAGAGCGCACGAACGCAGAGCUGCGCAACCUGAGGCAGAUUUACGUAAAACAACAGAGUGAUCUUCAGUUUCUGAAUUUCAAUGUGGAAAAUUCUCAGGAAUUGAUACAGAUAUACGACUCAAAGAUGGAAGGACCAAAGACCCUAGAAUUCAGCAGAGACAUGUGUUUAUCAGACCUUGAAAUUGUCCACCCAAAAGUUGAUCUGAAGAGGGACAGAAACCAGAAGCCACUGAUGAAGGAACAAAAAUUUGAGAGCAUGUUGAUCCAGCAAACCCAGUCAGACAAGAACACUUGUGACGUAUGCAAAGAGAAGAAACAGUUCGACAGCGCUUCCGGGGAGAAAAGUGUAGCUGCUGUCUCAUCUCUGCUCACGAAAGACUUGGUGGAGAAGCCAAAGGCAUGCUGUCUGGGAGGCAGAGUCCAGAGCGAGCCUGAAAACAGAAGCACGUUGUGUGCGGCCCACGCCCAGGCCCUCCUUGGCCCUGGUGCAGGGCUCUCGAGCCAGGAGAAGCCACCCUGGGAGCCACUGUCAGCGGGGCAGCACUGGCACGACGUCAACGUGUACCUGGGCCUGGCCGACUGCUCGGCCUCCAAGCAGCCGGAGAGGCCACCAGAUGGGGUGUGCCGCAACCCCGGGGAGGGGGCUGGCGUCUGCUGCAGCCCCGGGGGCGCCUGUGCGGGGGCGAGGGAGGCCUGCGAGGCCCACUGCUGCCACCCCAGGAACAUCGUCAUCGAGGCCCCGGGCCACAUGUCGGACGUGGAGUGGAUGAGCAUCUUCAAGCCCUCGAAAGCGCAGAGGAUCGUCCGCCACAAAUCCCUGUGCACUUGUUCUGGAAGCGGCGUCGGGACGAAAUACGACAACUGCACAAGCGAGCUCACUCCCGUCCCGCAUGGCCUGGCUGGGGGCUCUUCACAGCUGGCCUCCAGAGGGGACGAGAAACCUGGCGACGCAGAGGCGGCUUGUGAGGCGGCUUGUGAUGGAAGCAGUUCCCCGAAGCUUCUGCCCACCGCCAGCCCGGACACUGCCGUGCCCUGCGGAAAGGAUGACUUUUCCCCCACCAGUAAGCUCCAGCGGCUGCUGGCCGAGUCUCGGCAGAUGGUCACGAAUCUGGAGCUCAGCACCCUGCUCCCCGUCAGCGCUGAGCGUCUCGGCAGCACUGCCCAGAAGAAUGUCGACGUCUCAGAAGAGGCAGCUCCAAAAAGUCCCUUUCUCUGUGACUGAAGAAGACAGGACUCAGCUCAAGACACCGUGGUCAGGGAAGCCGGUUCUCAUCUGUGUGGAAGACAAGAAGCAGACAUCAAUACCUCAGACUUAACCUUGAAAACAAAGGGGCUCAUUCCCGUGGGGAGCGGAAACAAAGUUGAUUUUCCAAUGCCUAUAUUCUGUUUUCCAGUGAACCAUUUUCACAUGCAAGAAAUGUUUAUUGUGCGUAAGAAUUAGACCUUGAAUUUUAUACAUAUGAACUUGCAAUUAUGCUGAGAGGGAGAAGACGCGGCCGCAAAGCUGGAGACCAUGGUCAGCCCUGGGCUGGAGGCACUCCACGAGGGGCGUGUGGAUUGGAGAACCCCUGUAUGUAAAAUGCUAUUUUAACUACCUGAUAUUUUUAAACCGGUGAAUACAUUUAAAUUAUAACCAUUA